Messenger RNA from Thamnophis elegans (Western terrestrial garter snake), 1005 nucleotides. RefSeq names its product BarH like homeobox 1 (gene BARHL1). Lineage: Eukaryota; Metazoa; Chordata; Lepidosauria; Squamata; Natricidae. Bases 1 to 1005 code for a protein of 334 amino acids. The transcript is spliced from 3 exons. Gene Ontology annotation, cellular component: nucleus. Gene Ontology annotation, molecular function: DNA-binding transcription factor activity, RNA polymerase II-specific; RNA polymerase II transcription regulatory region sequence-specific DNA binding. Gene Ontology annotation, biological process: regulation of transcription by RNA polymerase II. The record is from RefSeq and is a predicted model, not a curated record.
AUGGAAAACGCCAACGGAUUUGGGAUCGACUCCCUCCUCUCCCAUCGAUCCGGGAGCCCAGCUGCACCCAAAGGAGACCCGCCGCUCCUGGGAGACACCAGAUCCUCUCUGGAACUUAGCCCUCGCUCGGAACUCAGCAGCGGCUGCUUGUCUCCCCCGUCCCCCCGGAGGGAUUGCUUGGAAGCGCCAGCUCAGUUACCCGGCGGCUGCGGAGGCGGAGGAGGGGUGGUGAGGCUGGAGCCUCACCUGCCGGGCCCCCCCAUUUCAGCCGCCUCGGCUCAAUCGAGAACGGUGACCUCCUCCUUCCUCAUCAGGGACAUUUUGGCCGAUUGCAAACCCUUGGCGGCCUGCGCCCCUUAUUCCAGCAGCCACGGGCAGGGCGCGCAGGAAGCGCCGGCCCCCAUUCCCGCCAAGGCCGGCGGCGAGGACUUUCGGGAGAAAAUCGAAAAAACUAGCAGCAAUUCUUCCUUGGAUUCAGAAUACAAAGUGAAGGAAGAAGGCGACCGGGAGAUCUCCAGCUCCCGAGAAAGUCCUCCGGUGCGGCUGAAGAAACCGCGCAAGGCGCGCACCGCGUUCACCGAUCACCAGCUGGCGCAGCUGGAGCGCAGCUUCGAGAGACAGAAAUAUCUCAGCGUCCAGGACAGGAUGGAGCUGGCCGCCUCGCUCAACCUUACCGACACCCAAGUGAAAACGUGGUACCAGAACAGAAGGACCAAGUGGAAGAGGCAGACGGCGGUGGGUCUGGAGCUGCUGGCCGAGGCGGGCAACUACUCCGCCCUGCAACGGAUGUUCCCUUCGCCCUAUUUCUACCCGCAGAGUUUGGUCUCCAACUUGGAUCCCGGCGCUGCGCUCUACCUGUACCGGGGACCCAGCGCGCCCCCUCCGGCGCUCCAGCGGCCUCUGGUGCCCCGCAUCCUCAUCCACGGACUGCAAGGGGGCAGCGAGCCCCCGCCGCCUCUGCCCCCGCUGGCCGGCGUCCUUCCCAGAGCCGCCCAACCGCGGUGA